AUGGUGGCUGGCAAAGUAAUUGUAUCUGUAACUUCCCUCAUUUUGGUGGUCGGGGUUGUCAUUGGUGCGGUCGUCGUUGUCCAGAAAAAUGGCAGUUCCAAAAGUGAUGAAAACUUGACACCACACAUGAAGGCUGUAACGCAAAUGUGUGCACCAACUGAUUACAAGGAGGCAUGUGUGAAGAGCUUGAGCUCCGUAAACAAUACCAACCCGAAGGAGCUCUUCAAGGCUGCAAUCAUGGCCACAGCAGAGGCCGUCAAGAAAUCACUCAACAUUUCUGACUCAAUUGUGGUUGAUACCACAAAGGAGCCACGAGUCAAGAUGGCUGUGGAUGAUUGCAAGGACUUGAUGGACUUUGCGGUCCAAGAGCUUCAAGCAUCGUUUAGUUCUGUUGGCGAUAGUGAAAUGCACACAAUGCAGGAUCGUGUAGCCGAUCUCAAAAACUGGUUUAGUGCUGUCAUUUCUUAUCAGCAAUCUUGCUUGGACGGAUUUGAUGAUCCGACGAAGACAGACCCCAACCAGUCUCACCCAGUUAAGGAUCAAUUGAGUAAUGGUAUGCUUGACGCAAGUCAAUUAACUAGCAAUGUUUUGGCUAUUGUUGAUGGCUUAGCAAAUAUUCUUGAGAAAUUUAAUCUCAAGUUUGAUAUCCCUGGAACCAAUACCGGACGUAGGCUUCUCGAAGAAGACGAGUACCCAGAAUGGGUCUCUGGUGCAGACCGUAAGUUGUUAGCCAAGGUUGACAAUGGAGCUAUCAAGCCCAAUGCAGUUGUGGCUAAGGAUGGUAGUGGCCAAUUCAAGACCAUUGGCGCAGCUAUUGCUGCAUAUCCCAAGAACUUCAAGGGCCGAUAUAUUAUCUAUGUCAAGGCUGGAAUUUAUGACGAGUACAUUACUAUUGACAAGAAGACGGUGAAUGUGUUCAUGUAUGGUGAUGGACCCAGGAAGACCAUUGUUACUGGAGCAAAGUCUUAUGCUAAGGGCUUUGGAACCAUGCAGACAGCCACUUUCUCUGCUGUUGGAGAGGGAUUUAUGGCAAAGUCCAUGGGGUUUCAGAACACUGCAGGUGCUCAAGGACACCAGGCUGUGGCUCUUCGUGUGCAAUCCGAUAGGUCUGUGUUCUUCAAUUGUAGAAUCGAUGGUUACCAAGACACCUUGUACUACCAUGCUCACAGACAAUUCUACCGCAACUGCGUCAUCUCUGGCACCAUCGAUUUUAUCUUCGGUUACGGUGCUGCAGUAAUUCAAAACUCAUUGAUCAUCCUUAGGAGGCCAAUGGAUAACCAAUUCAACACAGUGACUGCAGAUGGCAGGGCUGAGAGGCACUUGGCCACAGGACUUGUAAUCCACAACUGCAGGAUUGUCCCAGAGCAGAAGCUUGUCGGCGACAGGUUCAAGAUCCCAUCAUACUUGGGCAGACCAUGGAAACCAUACUCUAGGACCGUUAUCAUGGAGUCCACCAUUGGAGAUGUGAUCAAACCAGAAGGCUGGUUCCCAUGGUCAGGAAACUUUGCUCUUGACACUCUUUACUAUGCUGAGUACGCCAACCGGGGACCCGGUGCCAAGCUCGACAAGAGAGUCAGGUGGAAGGGCUACCGAGGAGCUAUCGCCAGGAAUGAAGCUCUUCAGUUCACCGUUGAUGCUUUCAUUCAAGGUAGCCAAUGGAUUAGAGGAUCAGGAGUUCCUAUGUUGGCUGGGCUGAAACACUAAGCAUUUAAACGACCACACAAGAAAAAUAAA
Tripterygium wilfordii is the source of this 1734-nucleotide messenger RNA. RefSeq names its product pectinesterase-like. The transcript has 2 exons. Gene Ontology annotation, biological process: cell wall modification. Gene Ontology annotation, molecular function: pectinesterase activity; pectinesterase inhibitor activity. Bases 1 to 1704 code for a protein of 567 amino acids. Lineage: Eukaryota; Viridiplantae; Streptophyta; Magnoliopsida; Celastrales; Celastraceae. The record is from RefSeq and is a predicted model, not a curated record.